AUGUGCAGUGAGUUUGUCGUCAAUGGUGACCCCCAGGAUAUUGAUAGUUCAGUAACGAUUAUGGCAACGGAUCCUUUUUUAGUGACAUUUAAAGCAACUGUUAAUGAAUUUGGAAAGACAUCUGAUCUUUCCAGGUUACUCGCAAUGAAUGUAUCUGUGGGUCUGCUUCCAGUUCCUCGAGUGAUAAAAUAUGAAUUCAUGGAAAGGAUGUUCCCAAGUGAGCUUUCGACACUUACCGUGGACAUGUUGAAUAAAGAUGUUGUCUGCAGAAGCAUGCCUGAAAUAUCCACAUACUUGGUGAUAGGAUGUCCCCCAACUAAAGAGAUAAAAGUAUCCAAAAGAGUAACUGCAUGUAGCAAAGGAUUAUUUGACCCAUUCCAGCUUCAGAAUAAUUACACAUAUGUCAUUAAGAGUGACUUCUAUGAUCCUACCUUUACUUCUCAUAAUGGAACAGCAAAAGAAGAUCGAGUUGUGCACUAUGACUAUGCUUCAUUGGGAUGUCCAUUGGUAGCAUAUUAUGCAUCCUUUUGGACGCCAGACCUUGAGCUGUGGUAUUCUGGUAAAUUCGUGGAGGAGGUUGAAGCGGAAUAUGUAUUGUUUGAAGUGAAUGGGAUAAACGAUUACAGCUAUGAACUCCGUGUACAUGACAUUGAUUGCAUCUCCGAAGUACAAAACUGGACAUAUAUGUUAGGCCAACAGUCCAAACCAAAUCCUCACACUGCUUGGAAUGCAAAGAAUUUCCAUAGCUGUUUGAAAUCUGGUCCACCACUAACUGCAAAUAUUUACGAUGAAUACGAAAUUAUGGGUGGUGGGAUCAGUAACCGAAUCCUCUUUGCAAGACGCAAUGGCAUUUAUAUUUUCAAAGCAAUUGUGGUAAACAACCACUACAGCUUCUGUGAACUUUCCACUACAUUCAGCGUGUAUGUAUAUGGAGCUCACCCUGACCCUUUAUAUUCUUCAGAAAUGUUGCUUGGAGUUUUUAUUUCGGUAUUAAUUUUAGUGCUAUGUGUUGGUUACUUGUUUCGGUGAAUGCACAGCGGAGCUAAGUUUUAAAAAAUGGAGUUGCAAAUGUUCUGAGAUUUUGUUUGAUGUCCAUUUGAAAUGUAAGAAAUGUUAUGUUAGUAAAGUUUUAUUGAUAGUCUCUGCCCUCUCUAACCUGUGGCUUUAGAAAAGGCUAUUGUAGUUGAUUCUAAUUAGACAGUUGUUGUAAUCUGAGAACAUUUGAUGCAUAAUCCUAUACUUGCGUACAAUAAAAUAUGAAUAUUAAAAAUUUCAUGUAAUAAAUUGUCUGAUAAAAUUCAUGAAGAUGAAUAACCUAUGGGUACAUUUCUAAUGUAGAGUAAAAGAAAGCAUAUAUAAAUAAAAACAUUUACCAAAUAAUGUUACUUCCUGACCAUAUCAAACUUCCAAUACCAUAAAAUGCUGAAAACAUCUAACAUGGCAGUAUGUUUAAGAAAGAACUGCAGAUGCUGGAAAAAAUC
Molecule: messenger RNA, 1481 nt
Organism: Leucoraja erinaceus (little skate)
Lineage: Eukaryota; Metazoa; Chordata; Chondrichthyes; Rajiformes; Rajidae
Product: cation channel sperm-associated auxiliary subunit delta-like
Exons: 10
Coding region: 1-1029 (342 amino acids)
Biological process (GO): sperm capacitation; flagellated sperm motility
Cellular component (GO): CatSper complex; sperm principal piece
Source: RefSeq, a predicted model, not a curated record